AGUACGCAAACGGAAGGGACAAUCGUCAAUAUUUGGAGUCUGGUUUCCAGGUUAGUGUUUUGUCAGGGUCUGGGUGUGCCCGUUGGCAGAGGCGAAAUCGGCUGGACCAUGUCGGCCUUCGAGAAGCCUCAGAUCAUCGCUCAUAUCCAGAAGGGCCUCAACUACACGGUGUUUGACUGUAAGUGGGUGCCCUGCAGCGCCAAAUUUGUGACCAUGGGCAACUUCGCACGGGGGACCGGCGUCAUUCAGUUGUACGAGAUCCAGCACGGUGACCUAAAGCUGCUUCGGGAGAUUGAAAAGGCCAAACCCAUUAAAUGUGGAACAUUUGGUGCAACAUCUUUACAGCAGAGAUAUUUAGCUACUGGAGAUUUUGCUGGAAACCUUCAUAUAUGGAAUUUGGAAGCUCCGGAGAUCCCAGUAUAUUCUGUAAAGGGCCAUAAAGAAAUUAUAAAUGCUAUAGAUGGUGUAGGUGGACUAGGAAUCGGGGAAGGAGCGCCUGAAAUCGUGACUGGCAGCCGAGAUGGAACUGUGAAGGUGUGGGACCCAAGACAGAAAGAUGAUCCUGUUGCCAAUAUGGAACCUGUACAAGGAGAAAACAGGAGAGACUGUUGGACUGUGGCAUUUGGCAACGCUUAUAAUCAAGAGGAGCGUGUUGUUUGUGCUGGCUAUGACAAUGGAGAUAUCAAACUGUUUGAUCUCAGAAACAUGUCAUUGCGGUGGGAGACAAACAUAAAGAAUGGGGUAUGUAGCUUGGAGUUUGACAGAAAAGACAUAAGUAUGAAUAAAUUAGUAGCUACGUCCCUGGAGGGAAAGUUUCAUGUUUUUGACAUGAGAACACAGCAUCCAACCAAAGGUUUUGCCUCCGUUUCGGAAAAGGCUCAUAAAUCGACUGUGUGGCAGGUCCGACACCUGCCGCAGAACAGGGAGCUCUUUCUGACCGCGGGCGGCGCCGGCGGCCUUCACCUCUGGAAGUACGAAUACCCUAUUCAGCGGUCAAAGAAAGAUUCCGAGGGCGUGGAGAUGGGAGUUGCGGGCUCGGUCAGCCUCCUGCAGAAUGUGACAUUGUCUACCCAGCCCAUUUCCAGUUUGGACUGGAGUCCAGAUAAAAGGGGUCUCUGCAUCUGUAGUUCAUUUGAUCAAAUGGUGAGAGUACUGAUUGUUACAAAACUCCAUAAAAUUUGAUCUGAAGACUUUGGACUUGAAACCUUCCAGAGGAACACUCAUGGAAUUCAGAAUAAGUUUUUCCUCUGACCCUCAUUGAACAGAGUUGGAUUUGACUGAUGAACAAAGGCCCCAGCAAACCUCCGGCUAGCCUCUCUCUGGGUGUGAAAUGCCGAGUGGUGUGUCCCGGCGACCUGGCUGGAUGCUGGUUUGCUGCUGCUCGUGGGGCCACCACUGUCUCUAGCUCCAGCUCUGUUCCUUUCCUAAUAAAAAGUUGAUACUUGUCUAUAUUUAAACAUAUUUUAAAUUUGUUCUGCAUCCCCAGAGUUCCAUAUUUAUCAUAACACUUGUGUUUUAGGGUUACAAUGUUGUGGUAGGGAUCACUUAAUUUGGUUUAAGAUCGUUUGCUUUGGUAAGACUACUGUGAAUUACCCUUCAUAAAUACACUCUGAGAGAUUUCAGUGUCAGUACAUUUCUAUAAAGAAUAUUACUUUAUAAAAUACCAACAUGGCAUGGUCAGACUAGAUUUGAGUAACUGUUUUCAGCAGUAUAACUCAUAAAAUGAAAUACUAUGAUUUACAAAGACCUCUUUUUUACUUAAAAAACAGAAGUUGAAUUAGUGAGACUUUUGAUUGUUGACUGGUGAUGUUGAGAUGUACAAGAUUGUGGGGUUUUGUAGCCUUAUUUUUUGUGAAACUUUUAUAUAUUUUAUGAAUAAAUUUCUGUUUUUGAAAUCU
Molecule: messenger RNA, 1898 nt
Organism: Ceratotherium simum simum (southern white rhinoceros)
Lineage: Eukaryota; Metazoa; Chordata; Mammalia; Perissodactyla; Rhinocerotidae
Gene: DNAAF10
Product: dynein axonemal assembly factor 10
Molecular function (GO): protein binding
Source: RefSeq, a predicted model, not a curated record